This is a messenger RNA of Cuscuta epithymum, 1568 nucleotides long. The record is from the annotation of a GenBank genome assembly. Lineage: Eukaryota; Viridiplantae; Streptophyta; Magnoliopsida; Solanales; Convolvulaceae.
CAGUCGGUCGGGUUCGGGUCUUUGACGAGUCAACAAUCGGGCUUAAGAUAGGAAGAUUUAUUUUUGCUACGUUUUUCGGAUAAAACCAAAUAAAAGAAACAACCAUUCGUUUUAAAAGAAAGGUCAUGAACUUUCUUUUAAAAGGUGUCUUUUGGGUUAAGAGACUCCUGGCCAGAGCUCUAUAAAUACCCGCCUUGUCUUCACUUUUGAGACAUCCGAAAAUUCACAAACAAUUCCUCAAAUUCUCUCUUCCUUCGUUGCAUCUUUGAGUUCGCCGGAAUCCCGUUGGGAGCGAAGAACCGUUCUAUCCUGGGAGACGCUUGCUACGUGUGUCGGGCAAAAACGUCUUAAGGAGACAACGCUUUUGUUGGGCUCGGUUGAUACAAAAAGGGAGACGAAUCAAACAUUACUUUUCCAAAAGUUUCACCGCUCACUACUGUCCCGAUCAGCUCUUCUCACGGGGAGAAACCUAGCAAAUUCAAUGGUCAUGAUUUCAAACGUUGGCAACAGAAAAUGCUGUUUUAUUUAACAACGUUGAAUUUGGCUAAGUGUCUCUCCGAAAGCCAGCCUGUUUUAGAGGAAGGCGAGACUGAUAAGGAGAAAGUAGCCGCGGUGGAUGCGUGGAAGUACUCAGAUUUCUUGUGUAGAAAUUAUCUCUUAAAUGGACUCGAUGACUCCUUGUACUCCGUGUAUGCCGAUAUAAAGACGACAAAAGAAUUGUGGGGAUCACUUGAGAAAAAAUACAAGACCGAGGAUGCCGGAAAAAAGAAAUUUAUUGUCGGGCAUUUCUUGGACUUUAAAAUGGUUGAUCACAAAUCGGUUGUUUCUCAAGUUGAAGAGUUCCAACUUAUCCUUCAUGAAAUUCACGCUGAGGGUAUGUCCCUUAGUGAGUCCUUCCAAGUGGCGGUGAUAAUUGAAAAAUUACCUCCCAAAUGGAGAGACUUCAAGAAUUACUUGAAGCAUAAGCGUAAGGAAAUGUCCCUAGAGGAGCUCAUUGUUCGUUUAAGGAUAGAGGAGGAUAACCGCAAAUCGGAGCACAAAGCCGAUAAAUCAAGUUCCAUGGAUGCUAAAGCAAACAUGGUGGAAGCGGGAUCCAAGAAGGGGAAGAAGAGAAAGAACAACGACGAAGGAACAAGUGGAGCCAAGCCUUCGUCAAAGAAAUUUAAAGGUAAGUGCUACAAUUGUGGCAAGCCUGGUCACCGUGCGAAAGACUGUCGUGCCCCAAAGAAAAAGAAAAGCAGUCAAGUCAACAUGGUGGACAACCUCUCCGAAGAUUUGGAUGAAAUGAACUUAUGCGCUGUUAUAUCUCAAUGCAACUUGGUGGGAAACACCAAGGAGUGGUAUGUUGAUACGGGAGCUACCCGUCAUAUUUGCGCAAACAAAUGGAUGUUCUCCGAUUAUCAACUCGUUGAUAAUGAAGAACAACUCUUUAUGGGUAACUCAUCCACUUCAAAGGCAGAAGGUCGUGGCAAAAUUGUCCUUAAGAUGACAAGUGGAAAAACACUUACCUUGACCGAUGUGCUUCAUGUCCCUGACAUACGUAAGAAUCUGAUUUCGGGCUCCCUCCU